Molecule: messenger RNA, 1210 nt
Organism: Drosophila navojoa
Lineage: Eukaryota; Metazoa; Arthropoda; Insecta; Diptera; Drosophilidae
Gene: Fibp
Product: acidic fibroblast growth factor intracellular-binding protein
Cellular component (GO): nucleus
Source: RefSeq, a predicted model, not a curated record
CAUGUUUUUAAAAGACUUUGUUCGCUCCUUUAACUCUGCGAAUAUGCCAAUCGAACUAAUUUGGAGUGAUUCGAUAAAUCUUUGAUAAUAAUAACAAACAUGGCAGAUGUAGAUGUUUUUAUAAGCAACUAUACACUAGUGGAUCCCGAAAUUUAUCAAUUAUGGAUCGAAGGAUUUUCCUCUAGCGAGGCGGUUUGCUACUUAAAGCAAAAAGGAUUUGGCCACUCAAUGGGUGCGCCAAUUGAUUUGAUAGCUUCCGAUGUCUUGGAUCAUUAUAGGACCUAUUCACUGAUUGAAUUGUAUUUGCAUGCGCCCACCAAAUUAAUGGAGCAAUCCUGCUUUCAGCUCGAGAACCAUACACGCGAUCUAAUUAUUGAGAAAUAUUACUCGAUUGAUGAUGUAGUGGCUCGUGAAAUAUUGGGUAAGAAAUUAACAUCUCGCUAUCGCAAGGAUCUGGACGAAGUUGGGGAUAAAACUUGCGUUAAGCUAAAAUCGUGUCGUCGUCAAUUUGAUAAUGUUAAACGAAUUUUUCGUACUGUGGAGGAGAUGCCUGGCACGUUGACCAACAAUAUAAUGCAACAUUUCUUUAUAUCCAACGAAUUGGCCAAAAAAUAUGCCUGCAUUGUAUUUCUGGCUUGUCUUCGCUUUGAGACAUCCAAAAAGAAGUUGCAAUAUUUAACUUUCAGCGAUUUGCUCACCUGCUCACACUCUAUCAUGAUCUAUUGGACGUAUACAUAUCAGCACACUGGACCCGAAUAUUAUGAUACCGAAAUGGAUAAAGAAUUUCUGCUAGAUUUACGUGAACUGCGUUGUUUACUAGAUAAAGAAAAAGAAAUUAAGCACUUGGUUUGUAUGCGCCUGAAGCCUGUAUUGCUGGAGCGCGCUUUUAACGAGUUGGAUGGAAAUUUUCGGUCAUAUUGGCGUGCUCUAAUUACCAUAGCGUGUAAUCUGCAUCGAAAUCGCGAGUUGCGCGAUUUAUUCGUCGAUCUCUGCGAAAGACUUGUAGAGCCUUGGCGACAAAAUGGUUGGAAUCGCGAGCAAGUGAACAAAUUUCUGGCUUCCAUAACACAGAGCGUUCUAGAUUUGGAAAUAUCUAGGGACCAGGAAACGCGUUGUCUUUGGGAUCGCUAUAUGCAGGUCAUAACCAUAUGUUUAGAUAGAAUGUAUCAUGUUUAAAGAAAAAUGUUUUGUUUAUGACAAUGUUUUUUUU